Molecule: messenger RNA, 1965 nt
Organism: Lachancea nothofagi CBS 11611
Lineage: Eukaryota; Fungi; Ascomycota; Saccharomycetes; Saccharomycetales; Saccharomycetaceae
Source: the annotation of a GenBank genome assembly
AUGCGUAUUAGUGUGCCUUUUUUCCACGGCUACAUAUUACAUGGGCUGUGCGCUAUAGCAAGAGCCUCUACCAGCCCUGGUUCCAGUUUUAUUGAGGUUGAAUGCCCGGACAGCGCACUAAUUAGGGAAGCAAAGGUAAGAGAUUCUGCCGAAAACCCUCUUAUGAAUAGGGUUACAGAAGCCGUACUAACACCUCACUCAGUCAUGUCCAUGUUGACAGGUUCGGGUUUUCUUUUGGAAAUGGAAAAGUACGGUUUGGUUGAUUGUCUCAACUAUGUCACUGGUACAUCAGGAGGAAGUUGGAUAUUAGCUAAGUUGAUUCUUAAUAAUUUUAGGUUCGAGACCUUUCACGAGUGGGACCUAACCGAAAGCUUAUUAAAGGGGGUCCCCGACAUGGAUAUAUCAGAGAGCAGUGUGGUCACUAUGCUCGAGUCUGACGAUCUGGAUGAGUUAUUUAGUGCCGAUGACUGGUUUUAUCAGAAAUUAUCACAAGCAUCAAAGCUUUGGACAAGAAGCUUUGAACCACCAAGGUCAUUAGUGGCGCCAUUCGAGGACUUUCAGAUGAGGCUGGAGGAGUUAAUGCAAUCUCAACGAUGUGUGUUUAAAAAGAAGAGAAGUUCGGAUACGUUCAGCAGCAUGAAGCAAACCUUGAUGAAAGUGUUCAACUCAGACGACAAAAUCAGCAGUGAGAUUGGGAAAAUCAUGAGGACCUCUAACGAGUUCCGCCAGAUUUUGCAAUUCUAUAUAGAUCUUCACUUGAAGGUAAAAGCUAAGAAAUUAAGUGGUUUCUCACUUUCUUUUACCGACUAUUGGGGGCACGCACUCGCAGAUGGAAUUGCGCCAUCAAUACAACAGAGCUCCAUUUCUAGUUUCCUUGACAAUAGCCCUAGAUUUCACAACUUCGAAACCCCGUUGCCAAUAUUUGUUGCGAACUGCAAAAACGGAAAUUUGCGUAACGCAGUCUUUGAAUUCACGCCGUUUGAAUUUGGUUCUUGGACGAAUUUAAGGUUGUUUAUGCGCUUAAAAUACUUAGGAUCGCACAUGGCUGCAGGAAAACCAUCGAAAUGCUUUACAGGGUUCGACGAAGUCAGUUUUAUUACGGCAACGUCGUCAUCAAUUUUCAAUAACGUUUUAAUGUGUGUCUGGCAGCUGAUCGCACCAUCGCUAAAUACCCGCAAAGCGGUCGGCGCUAUCUUGAGCACUUUUAGCCUAGCUUUCGAAAAAAGCAAAGAACUUGAGACCGGAACAAUAGAACAAAAUGCUCGACCAGAAUAUGCCAUUUACCAUCCUAACCCAUUUUUUCAAUAUCCUGGAGUCACAGACCUUCUUGCGCAAGAGUCCCGCUUGUAUUUGGUAGAUGGUGGUGAAGAUGGACAAAACAUUCCAAUUGGUCCACUUCUCAUACCUGAAAGACAACUUGAUGUCAUAUUUGCAUUAGACUCCAGCUCUGACAUUGACAGUUUCCCCAAUGGCACAAUGUUGCGAAAUUUUUACCGUGACAAUUAUAUCAGCGAGGACGACGUUAAUAUUGGUUCUUCGGCUCAAAAUGCACCUUAUCAGGACAUGCCUUAUAUUCCGCCCAGCGAAGACUUUGUAGAACAGGGUUUACUCUCGAGGCCUGUGGCAUUUGGUUGUCAUCUAUCAAGUUUUCCAAACGUAAAACUUGAGGAGAAUGCAAACUUGACCGCAGUCCAACUGCCACCAAUAUUAGUGUACCAUGCGAAUGCUAAUCACUCAUUCUCUUCCAACGUAUCCACGUUCAAGCUCAAGUACACGGGCUACGAAGUUCAGCAAAUGCUACAGAACGGAAAAGAUAUUUUCAGCCUUGACUCUAGCCCAAAGUAUAAAAGGUGCCUUGCUUGUAUUAUUAUCAAGAGGUCUUACGACCGUGCUCAAAUACUUGCUCAAGAGGUCAGGUUACCAUUUUUCUGCGAAGUAUGCUUCGACAAAUACUGCUAUAAUUGA